Symbiodinium pilosum is the source of this 1086-nucleotide messenger RNA. The record is from the annotation of a GenBank genome assembly. NCBI's taxonomy places the organism in Eukaryota, Dinophyceae, Suessiales, Symbiodiniaceae.
GGUUUGUUGACCGACGGGGGCCCGGUGGACUUCCUGUACGCCUGCGAGGGGCCCGGAGUCGAGUUUGCUGUACCUUGCGUGCUAGAGCUGAGGGUUGUCGACUACCUGUACGUUGACUGUGCACUGCCGGUCGCUAUGGCAUCCCCUAGGAAGAAGCAGGACCAGUAUGACAUCAGCGACGAUGAGGGUAUGGGAGACAAGGCCAAAAAACCCAAGACUGAGGGGAGCUUGGUGACCUUGGAGAUGGGAGCGCUUAGAGCUCUGCUGCAGGAACAGUCUGAGCAGAUCACCAAGGCCCAGCAGCAGAACAUGGAUGCCGCGCUGCGCCGUAUGGAAGACAAACACCAGGCGCUCUUCAGCACAAUGCACUCCCGUUUGGACCAGACGGACACUAAGGUCGAGGACUUGCAAAGUGUGGUCACUCGGCUGCAGGACCGAUUGACUGCCUUGGAAAAACGCCCGUCCCCUAGCACCACCAGUACGUCUGAGGGAGCAGAUAGAGACAGGAGCCGCACGCUGGUGUAUGGUGGCUGGGAGAGAGGGACUCGGAGGCCGGUCAUACUGCAAGACUUGGCCCGAGCACUUAAGCAGCUGGGCCUUGAGGAGCAGAUCGACAGCGAAGCUUUCACUACGGGGCCAAGGAGAUCAGUGGCGUUGAUGCACUUUCUGCUUCGACGCGAUGAAACUCACGAGCAGCUGCGUCAGCGCAUGCACCAAGUGGUUAAAGGCUUUGUGGAGGUGCAACCCCACAGCAGCCAGCAGAAGCGGAUGUGGUGCUCCUUUAGCAAGCCUGUGGAAGUGAGGCGCAAGGGCGCGCAUGCAGCAUGGAUGAAGCGAGCCCUCACCCACAUGGAAACGGACUUCGCGGCGAAGAUGGUUGAUUUCGAGUACCACUCAGGGUCGGUUUGGGUAGCGGAUGCACAUGUCGCAGGUGUUGAGCCAGCUGACUCCGGCAAAGAUCCCAAGGGGCUGUACGUUGACGACAAGAACCCAGACCGCCCUUGGUUCGACCUCAAAUCUCUGGCGCGUGUCCUUGGCAGGCCCCAGGCGGCUGUCGAAGAGGCGAUUCAACACACUCGCCGCUGA